Molecule: messenger RNA, 501 nt
Organism: Penicillium verrucosum
Lineage: Eukaryota; Fungi; Ascomycota; Eurotiomycetes; Eurotiales; Aspergillaceae
Exons: 1
Coding region: 1-501 (166 amino acids)
Source: RefSeq, a predicted model, not a curated record
AUGGCAACUCAAUAUAUUACAAAAAUAGGUGAUGAUAUCUUGAACACCUACGCCUCUUCAUUUGAUGUGUCAACCUCAGCUCAAGCGACGGCGACGACGACAGCACAUCCACCCGCUGGUGAUUCUGGAAAAUCCCGUUCAUCAAGGUCUUCAGGCACAAUUGCAGGUGGUGUUGUUGGGGCCGUUGCAGGCUGUGCUUGUAUUGGAGCCGGUGCCAUCCUAUUUCUGAGAAAGAAGAAGAAGUCGCGCCAGCAAGAUCAGUCGAACGAACUCGGACAAAACGGGUACCAGUCUGUUCCAGAAGACCAGUCUAGUCAAAACGAUCGGAAAUUACAUGCGGAGGUCGAGGCCAACGACCCACGUCAGAAGAUUGCGGAGGUCGAAGCAAGCGACCCACGUCAGAAGAUUGCGGAGGUCCCUGGAGAUAGCUCUCACAAUGUACCACAGGAAGUUGGCUCAAAGACCUUUAUUGCCGAGUUACCUGCUGACAGGAAAUGGUGA